UUGUAAGUUUUCAUUUGAUGAAAUAAAAAAGGAGUCAGGUGGGAUUUUUUGUUUUAUAAGCAAACAGAAAGCCUGACGGAAGUGGCCCGUUUUGAUCAGUUUAUCAUUGAUAAGCAAUAGUCAUGUGGAGAAAGUCAGAACACACAUCACGCCACUGAUGUAGAAAAAGAUGGCUCGAUAAAUAAAUUGUCCACCCACCCUCUGCUCUAGUACGAAUAGUCUGUGGGUUAUUAUUGAUGUAACUGGUAUAGAAGGUAGAGUGAAGCACUGGGUAGUAGAUAUUUUCAAUUAGCAGUCUAUGUUCCCAGUAAAGGUAUCAAAAUUUUGACGAUUGUUGUAUGUCUUAAAGAAGUAAUUGAUUAUUUUAACUAAUAUUUAAAUAAAAAAAAUUAAAAUACAAACUGACUCGGGAAAAAAGUAUGAUUCUUAUUGGUUUGAUAUCGGUUUAAACCAAAAACACGAACCCAAUUCCCAGCCUAAUGGCUACUCGGCUUUGAGGACUUCAAAAGAACGAAGCAGAGAGACUUGAUAUAAAACUGAAGGAAAAAUUGCUUUUUGAAGAAGAAAAUUGUAGGAUGAUGAGAUUGGAGAACAGUCCAGGGUGAGAUAGAGGAAACACCAUGAUUCGAGUCAUUUGUUGGGACUUUUGGGAGGAGGGUACAUGUACGAUAGCCCGAUACAAGGUUACUAGCUAGAAUUAUGUUUUUUUUUUUUUUUUACAAUUAGAACUAAAAUUAUGAUAGAGUAGUGAAUUAUGUACACUUUCCGAAAAUAAUAUUUAAUUUUCACCCUCCAUAUAAAAGCUUUGGGUUACAGGAAUUUCUCUUGAGGAUAAAAUUAUAAUCACUUUAGGUUCUGGACUAAGAACGCUAAAACAUACUUAGAAGUUAGAAAUUUUUGGAAGAAAGAAGGAGAAUAUGGUUGAUGAUAUAUGACAUCAUGCACUCCACACAUAUAUUUAUAGGGGCCGAAUCCAUGCAUUGUUUCAUGAAAGGUUGCAUUAUUCAUACGAAAAGUUGUCUUUAUCCAUACAAAAAGGUUUCCUUUAUCCAUAUGAAGUGUUGUCCUUAUUCAUAUGAAAGAUCGUCUUUAUCAAUUAGGUCAUCAUUAUCCAUAAGAAAAUGAAACCGUCACUAGACCAAAUGGAUGUGUCCCUUCAUGGAUUUACAAUAUUGGUUCGGUCGGUUUAAUCACACACCAGUUUGUCGAUCCAACCCAAAAUCGGUUUAACUUGGUUAGUCAGGUUCUACCAAAUUUCCAACAUUUCUCCCCCAUUUUAGUGUAUUCAUAUAGUUCACUAAAAUCACAACAUUUAUUGCAUAUUCCUCCCCCAUUUUAGUGCCUUUCAAGUCGUUGUAAUUAUUGUGACUUAAAACUUUGACUAGUAGGUUUAUUGUUCGUAAUGGUUAUAGUAUUGAAUUACGUAAUAUUGCAUAAUAUAUGGUGUUUGUACAUAAUGAAUUUAACACAAAAUCACAUAAGGUAUACAAUCAUUACGAAAUCUUUACGUCACAUAUUUCUUAAAGUAUUAUUUAACAAAUAAAUAUCACUAUUUUUUUGGCCCGCACUCUACAACGUAUAUAACUCAUUGUAUCUAAAACUUCAUGACCCAAUCACGAGUAGCACGUUCUUAUUGGCACAACGAUGGCCAAUCCUGAAACGCUCAUCAUAAUGGAAGCAGAGUUCUUCCGCCCGGUGCGUGCUACCUCCUUUGGUGAUAUCCUUCGUGCACUAGGGUUGCAUGAUGGUGGUGCAGGAGGUUGUUCAAGUGCUCCUUCGGCUGUGGUCUCCAUCAUUGCCCUUGGUGAAAUCCGCUGCGCUCUGCAAUGCUUCCCUAGUUUCUCGCUCUUCACUUUGGCGAGUAGUAUCGCCUCUCUCACCGUAUCUGGCUUGAACAUGCACACCACUGAAUGAGCCCACUAACGACUCCUCCGUCCAUCAACAUUGAUUGCCUAAUCUCUCGAAAGCUAAGAGAUAAUCGCUUAAGUAUCUGGUUUAUUUGAUCUUGGGGAGAGCUUCUCGUCUCGAUGUCCUCUCUGACAGACCAAAUCUAGCUUAUAACCAUGGUAAAGGAAACCGUACCGGACAUCAUACCGGAUUCCUUUCUGGUAUGGUAUUUUGUGGUACGACCGUGGUUCAACCGUUUUGUACUGGAAAAUAUCGUUUUUCACUAUUGAUAGAGAAAUGAAAUGCGAUAGUAUAAAAAAUAUAAUCCAUCAAAAAAAGAACCAAAUAGAGCAUUAUACAACCACGGUGACCCAUUUUCAACAUAGAAAAAUAGCAAAAUAAUAUUCUUUUUUAAUUAUUUUCCACAUAUUGGACGAGAAUACGUAGAAAUGAAGCUGAAUCAUAGACCAGGAAACCGGUUCGUACCGGCCGGUUCAACCGGUCAAACCGAAAAAACCGACCGGCACGGUAAAAUCAGCACAAUCAGCCCACCGUACCGCUUUUGGUCCAAUUUCCGGUUGAACCGGUUGAACCGGCCGGUACGAUCCGGUUACUGGUCUAUGCUUAUAACUCCUCACGAAAUAGGGCUCAUGUCAUCAACAUCCCCGUCGUAAUGUAGGUACAGUCCACCCAUUGCCACCAUUGGUUGGCAUCUCCCCCCAUAUGAUAAGAUGCUAGUAGUACCUUAUUCUCUUUUGGCGUAUUCAAAAUUUGAAAAACUUCUCCAAUUAAAGAAGCAGAACACGACCAAGUGUGGCUCGUCUCCAGGUUGUCUUAUUUGUAUUUUGGUCAAAGAUGGAUAUUUUUGCUCGAGGAGUCCAUUAAUUAUUAGCUUAUACAAGUAGUGGUUGUUUUCGAUCUUCAUGGCUUGGUAGUUUAAAGCUUCUUCUUAUAUUACACUCAGAACUCAUGUUUUCGACGUCUUUUUAUUUUAUUUGAACAUUUUUUUGACGCUCAUUUGCUUCAGUACUUCAAAUGUUUGUGACAUUAAGAAAGUAUCCUUCGAAGGUUUUUCAUUAUAAAAAUAAUUUUUGCUUGGAGAUAUUUGCGAGGUCACCACAUAAGCAAAAAAUACAAGCUGGAAUUCAAUAGCAGAAUUCAAAGUAUGAUAUAUCGAGAACCAAUAUAAUCCAUGACAUUUGAUAGGAUACAACAAAACUCAUGUUAGAAAGUCAUUAAACUAAAGGAGCUCAUAUAAAAAAAUUAAGAAAAAAAUACUUACUCAUGACUGAGAUUAUGUUGAAUAUUGGAUUUUUAAAGUUAAGUUCAUGUCGAUAGGUGUGGGUAACGAUUCGGUCUACCAAAUUUUUAACUAAAUUUAUAUGUGAAACGAACUGAAUACAUUUUAAUUAUGUUU
Molecule: messenger RNA, 3304 nt
Organism: Linum trigynum
Lineage: Eukaryota; Viridiplantae; Streptophyta; Magnoliopsida; Malpighiales; Linaceae
Source: the annotation of a GenBank genome assembly